AUGCCACGAUCGACGCCUGAACUUCGCCUCGAAGCGCCACCCGACGACGGCCUCGACAGGGUUUUUGACAACGGCCUGAUCGUCGAUACUGAUGAGGAGUCAGAAACACCUCCUCCAUACAAUGAGGGCAUUAUACAGCGACCGAGCGCGAGACUCGUGAGUCGUCGCACCGACGACAACGAUGACGGCGGCACUAGCAUCGCCAAGACUAAGCAGUCGCCGGCUGGCAGUCGGCUUUUGUCUGCGACUUCCGCUGCCCUCACUCGGGUGAAAGGCAUGACCCUUCGCUCAGGAACAAGUGGCAGGGUGCUGAACCCGCGCUCAGUUACGCUAGUCUCCGGCCUUCUUUCCCCGUCGAGGGGGAAAAAGGGCGUUGAUAAUGAUGGUGCAGACAGAACCUCAGAGGAGGACAGAAGUAGAAAGGACCGGCCCUUCUCACAAGGCCACGUCGAGAAUGACAAAAGCGCGCCAUGGGUCCAAGAUCCCGGGCAAGACGAUGACGGUGGCGGUACUAAAAGCAACAAGCAAAAGCUCUCGGUCCUGUUCGACGACGAAGAAAGCAACGCUGAAAACGGGACCGAGGAGGGAGCCAGCAUUCCAAGCACUUCAACAAACGACUCAAACGCCGCUACUCCGCGCUCCAAAUGGGCGGCCACGCUCAUGGCGUCCACCCUGGCGAGGGAGAAGGCCACAGGGAAAGCAAUGGUGCGAAAUCGGGUUGAUCUGCUGCCCCACCCGCGGGAGGCAGCGAACAAGAUCGAGUACCUCGUCAUGGUCUGCAAGGCGGCGCAGGCUUACGCGUCCACGCAGGCCGCCCGGUUGUCCAGGGUGCGUGAUGGGCAGCACAUGAUCAACCAGCUCCGGGACGUGGCCAGCGACCUCGGCCGCCAGGCGGAGAAGAUGCUCGCCGUGUACGACACGCGAGAGGUCCGGAACUCGGCGGACCGCCUCGGGGAGACCCUGAAGGGCGUGUACGACCUGCUGGGCGACGUCGAGGGCACGGCGAUCAUGUUCGGCAGGAAGAGGGGCUUCGGCAAGAGGGUGACCGCCCUCGUGCACGACAUCGGGACGCGGGCCAACGCACUGCUGGCCGCGACCUCCCUGGCAAUCGCAGACAGGCCAAACGUUCUGUACAUGGCGGACACGGGAGGAGGCGAGCCUCCGGCCCCGCAGCAGCAAGAGCUCUUGAAGAUGUGCAUAGAGGGAGACAAGUUCUUCUUUGGGCGUGGCGAGAAUCCGAAUAUGUCCAAGGCCUUCGAAGCCUACGCCUGGGCGGCGGAGCGUGGCUGCGCGGAAGCCAUGUACAUGAUGGCGUGGAUGUACAGGGUUGGAAGCGGCAGCGUUGAUGCCGACGCGGAGCAGUGCCAGCGAUGGCUAGAGAGGGCGGUCGACAAGGGCUACGCGCCCGCCAUGAACGACCUGGCGACGACCCUGCUCGAACAGGCGGAUCGGACGGAGCGUGCCCACCCGGAGCUUAAAGCAGAUGUUGCCGCUGCCGACGUUAUCGCUGACAGCCCUACCGACGAUGCUGACAGGGGGCUUGGUGCGACUAGACCGCCAACGCCUGAUGAUCAUACCAGCGGAGGAUCUGAAGAAGGGUUGCCGGAUGGUGUUAGUAGCGGAGACGGGGUUGGUGGUACCGGUCAGGGGGAAGGCAAUUGUGAGGGGGAUGGGGGCCGGCAGGUGGAAGCGGAGGAAGACGCUAGCUCGCUGCCGCCAGAGCUCGCUCAGCUGUUCGAGCAGGUGAUGGAAAAGCGAAAGAGAUCUAUGCAGCUGCUCCAGGAUGCCGCCAAAACGGGACACACGGAGGCCAUGACCAACCUCGGCAACAUGCAGGAGGCCAUGGGCUAUUUCGAAGAUGCAAGGAGCUGGUAUAGUCUCGCGGCGCACCCUUCCGAGUCAGCCAACAACCCGAGAGCCCAGAACUACCUCGGCACGCUUUUCUACGAAGGGCGAGGGGUGACGAAAGAUAGAGACGAGGCGGUGAAAUGGUUCCGCCUCAGUGCCCGACAGGGCUUCCCCCAGGCUUGCCAGAACCUCGGGAUGUGCUACCAAACGGGAGCGGGAGUUGAAAAGGAUCUACCGAAGGCCGUAGAGUUAUUCCGGCAAGCUGUGGAGGGUGGGAGCAUAUCCGCCACCAACAGCCUCGCGUAUCUGCUGGCCAGAGAUGCUCUCCAUGCGCUUGCCGCCGCCGCCCGCCAAGCCCCCCCGGGACUGGACCAGCGCAACCUUUCCGCCGGCGUCGCCGGCACCGGGCUACAGUUCGAAGACCCUUCGAGGGGGAUAAUGAAACCCGCCGGGCUGUCCUCCCAAGCUUCAAGCAAGGCCUGGCGUGAAAGCACGGCGCAGCUGCGGGAGGCCGCAGACCUAUUCAGGCGUGCUGCGGACAGCGGCAUCGGCGACGCCUCCUACCAGCUCGGGCGGCUCUACCAGCAAGGGUUGGGGAUACCGCUCGAACCGGUGGCCUCUUUCGAGAACUUCUUGGCCGCUGCCGACGGCGAGGUGGUCCAUCCCACGGCAGCCGCAUGUGUGGGCGACAUGCUCUACACGGGGACCGGCUGUCUGCGUGACUACGGCGCGGCCUUGCGCUACUACGUUCGUGCCGCUCAUGCGGGAGAGGCAACCUCCGCCAACGCUGCAGGGCUGAUGCACGAGCUGGGGCGCGGGGUCCCGAGGAACUUGGAGGUUGCGAACUUCUGGUAUCAGAAGGCCGCAACUCUGGGAUCAGCCGACGGAGCUUUCAACGCCGCCCUUCUUCUGGAACGGGGCGACCCCUUGUCGGCGAUAGCGUCGGCGGCCGGGCUUCCGAUGUUCCAGGAACAGCAGCAGCUACCUCUCCGACCAUCUUCAGGGUUCUUGACGUCCAUGGCGGGGGCAGGAUGCCCCGCCACCGCAACCCCCCCUCGCUGUUCGCCGCCCGCUGGCGGUGGCCUUUUCGGAGCAAACGGUGGCGACGACGGGGAUCUUGCUGUAGCCUCGGGUUCGACGGGAGGAGUAGGCCAGCGGCCGUUGUGGGGGAAUCGGCCACUGGCCUUGCAGAUGUUCCAGCGUGCGGCGGAGCUUGGACAUCCCGAGGCCAUGCGAGAAGUUCACCGCUUGAGGCUGCGAGAGAGAAUAGAUCAUCUUAUGGCGGAUCGAGGGGAAAAGCGGCACGCUUGUUGA
Ectocarpus siliculosus is the source of this 3162-nucleotide messenger RNA. The record is from the annotation of a GenBank genome assembly. NCBI's taxonomy places the organism in Eukaryota, Phaeophyceae, Ectocarpales, Ectocarpaceae.